AUGAACUAUGUGGGGCAGCUGGCAGAGACAGUGUUCGGAACUGUUAAGGAACUGUACAGGGGCCUAAACCCUGCCACGCUGAGCGGCGGCAUCGAUGUGCUGGUGGUGAGGCAGCCGGAUGGCUCCUUCCGGUGCUCACCCUUCCAUGUUCGCUUCGGCAAGCUGGGUGUCCUGCGGUCACGGGAGAAGGUGGUGGACAUUGAAAUCAAUGGAGAACCUGUAGACUUGCACAUGAAGCUGGGGGACAGUGGCGAGGCCUUCUUCGUCCAGGAGCUGGACAGCGAUGAGGAAGAGGUACCUCCUCGCCUGUGCACCUCACCCAUCCCAUGGGGAGGCCUGUCAGGCUUUCCCUCAGACUCCCAGCUGGGCACAGCCAGUGAACCCGAGGGCCUCGUUAUCACCGGGCGGAGAAAGAGGCGGCGCAGGAGAAAACCCAGGCGCAGGGAGGAUGCUGUGGACUCCAGUUCUGAGGAGUUGGAGGCAGGUGCUGAGAGUGAGCUGCCCUCGCAGGAAAAGCCAACAGCAGAGUCCCCAAGUGCUCAGGGGGAGGAGGAGUCCUCACCACAGCCGAAAGACAUCUACCCUUACUCUGAUGGCGAGUGCACCCCGCAGGCCAGCCUCUCCUCCGGUGACCUAAUGUCCCCUAAGAGUGACUCUGAGCUGGAGCUGCGGUCCUUGGAGCCAAGUCCCCUGAGAGCUGAGUCUCACAUGCAAUGGGCCUGGGGGAGACUGCCUAAGGUGGCGAAAACCGAGCGGCAUGAGUUGUCUAUGGUCCUCGACAGUAUGGUCGAGGCAAUCUCUGCUCUUCCUGGGGAACCUGACCCUAGCCCUUCCUCCUCUGCGGCUGGUGUGGACAUUUCGAGACUCCCCACGCUACAACCAGUGGCCAGGGAGGAUACAGUGCUUCCUGAUGUGGAGACACUAGUUCCUGAUUGUGAGGAAACACUAGUGGGUUCUCCCCUUGCUGCCCGAGAGACUAAGGAAACCAAGACUCAGAAUUCUAGGGGUGCGGGUCACCCUCCUGCCACUAAGUCAUGGAGCUGGGCCACUCUGGAGAGCCACAUUCCCUCUGGGCAUCCAGAAGUCUCCAAGGGAAAAGGUUCCCUGAAGAGAAACCACCACCUGGGCCCCAGUGACAUCUACCUGGAUGACCUGUCCUCCCUGGACUCUGAGAAUGCAGCCCUUUAUUUCCCCCAGAGUGACUGCGGGAUGGGGCCCAGGAGGUGGAGUGAGCCCAGCAACCAGAAGCUCCUGGAGAACCCCAACCCUGAACACGUAGGCGAACCCACCCUGGACUCAGUGGACAAAGUAGCAUUGUCCCUCUGUGGUGGACUGGCUGAAACCCGAAACAUCCCCCCGGAGAAGUUCAACCAGCACGUGGUCUCCUAUGAGGACCUCACUAAAAAUCCCGGGCUCCUGGAUGACCCAAACCUCGUGGUGAAAAUCAAUGAGAAGCAUUAUAACUGGGCUGUGGCCGCCCCCAUGAUCCUUUGUCUGCAAGCCUUCCAGAAGAACUUACCCAAGAGCACUGUGGACAAACUUGAGAAGGAGAAGAUGCCUCGGAAGGGUGGCCGAUGGUGGUUUUCCUGGAGGCGCAGGGACUUCCCAGCUGAGGAGCACAGUGCCCAGAGGGAGAAAACCGCAGCCAGGGAGCAGCAGGGAGAGAAGACAGAAGUCCUAAGCAGCGAUGACGAUGCCCCAGACAGUCCUGUGAUCCUUGAAGUGCCCCGCCUGCCACCUCCCACUCCGGGCUGCGUCCCUACCUACAAGAAGUCCCUUCGCCUGUCUUCGGAGCAGAUUCGGUAUCUGAACCUGCACGAAGGAGCUAACGAUGUCGUCUUCAGUGUGACUACCCAGUACCAAGGCACCUGCCGUUGCAAAGCCACCAUCUACCUGUGGAACUGGGAUGACAAGGUGGUCAUCUCUGACAUAGAUGGCACCAUCACCAAGUCCGAUGCUCUCGGCCACAUUCUGCCCCAGCUGGGGAAAGACUGGACACAUCAGGGCAUCACUAGUCUCUACCACAAAAUCCAUCUAAAUGGGUACAAGUUCCUGUACUGCUCAGCACGGGCCAUCGGCAUGGCUGACCUCACCAAGGGGUAUUUGCAGUGGGUGAGCGAGCAUGGUUGUGGCCUUCCUAAGGGCCCCAUCCUACUGUCUCCCAGCAGCCUCUUCUCUGCCCUCCACAGGGAAGUGAUCGAGAAAAAGCCAGAGGUAUUCAAGGUUGCCUGCCUGAGUGACAUUCAACAGCUGUUUCUGCCCCAAGGACAACCCUUCUUUGCUGCCUUUGGGAACAGACCAAACGAUGUUUUUGCCUACCGGCAGGUAGGCCUCCCUGAAUCUCGGAUCUUCACAGUCAACCCCCGGGGAGACCUCGUUCAGGAGCUCAUAAAGAACCACAAAUCCACGUACCAGCGGCUCGGGGAGGUGGUGGAACUUCUUUUCCCACCCGUGGUGCGUGGCCCCAGCACAGACCUGGCCAACCCUGAAUACAGCAACUUCUGCUAUUGGCGGGAACCCCUGCCACACGUGGACUUCGAUGCCCUGGCUUGAGCCUGCCCACGCCAUUCUCCUUGCUCUGACCCAGGCCUGAUGGGUGCCAAGGACGCUGAGGAUUGGAAGAUGAGUGACAGGGGCCCAACCCAACAAAGGGGCAACACGUUGGUUGGCAGCCAGAGACCUUCCUUUCUCCCUGAAACACAAAUGCUGUUGUCUUUGGUGUGAUUACUCAGUACCAGGGCACCUGCCACCACAAGGCCAUCUACUUGAAGAAAUGGAAUAGCAAAGCAGACAUCUCUAGCACAAAUGGCACCAUCAUCAACUGAGGCUCAGCUGGCUGUGGGGAGCAUGGGGAAUACCUAGGGACCAUGCAUGUGCCUAGGACCUACCAGGGGUGGGUCAGCUACCCCCAGGGCUAAGUACAGCCU
Messenger RNA from Microtus ochrogaster (prairie vole), 2927 nucleotides. The record is from RefSeq and is a predicted model, not a curated record. Lineage: Eukaryota; Metazoa; Chordata; Mammalia; Rodentia; Cricetidae.